This is a messenger RNA of Manacus vitellinus (golden-collared manakin), 2715 nucleotides long. It is a transcript of the gene CD96, whose product is annotated as CD96 molecule. The transcript has 15 exons. Gene Ontology annotation, biological process: cell-matrix adhesion; inflammatory response. The coding region runs from base 50 to 1852 and encodes 600 amino acids. The record is from RefSeq and is a predicted model, not a curated record. Lineage: Eukaryota; Metazoa; Chordata; Aves; Passeriformes; Pipridae.
CAGGAGCACCAAGAGAGAUACAUAUUUACCAGAACUUCAUCAAGUGAAGAUGGAAAAAAGGUGGCUCUUCUGUCUCUUUUGUUUCCUCUGGGUGCCCAGCAUCACAGGCCAGUCUAGAGACGUCAUUACCCAAACAGAAGUGGUCCGCGCUCUGCCAGGUACUGAUGUGACCCUGGUGUGUCUCUUCCCAAAAUCGCACACCACCCACAUAAUACAGACACAGUGGUCCAAGACUGAAGACAGCCAUUCUGCCAAAAUAGCUGUUUAUCAUCCCACUUAUGGCACUCAUUACUUCAAAUUUUCUGAGGCUUCUUACAAUUUUUCGGUGUCCUUCAGCACUAGGAAGUGCUGCAGCCAGGAUGUCACAGAAUCUUUGUGUUCCACCAAUCCAAACACCAUGUCUGAAUGCAACCAGUGGGCUCUGCAUCUGAAAAACGUUACCGUCACCCUUAGUGGGCAGUACAAGUGCAGUUUUGCUACUUACCCAUAUGGGACAAAGGCUGCAAAAAUUCAACUUAUUGUCAAGGCAGAAGAGGAGCAGCACUACCUGAAGAAAGUGUGGUUAAACCAGACUUUAGAAAUUCCAUGCCUUGAGGACACGACCUCAGAAAAUUUGUCCACUUAUCCUUUGAAAUGGCUAGUGGGUGACAAUGGCAGGAAAGAGGAACUUGUGACCAAGGAGCCCUCCUGUCCUGCUGUGUACAGGAACAGCAGCGCAGUGUAUGGGCAAAGAGUCCACCUGGCUUUGAACAACACUUUACAGAUUUUCCCCAUCAAAAUCACUGAUGAUGGCAGGGUCUUUUCCUGCCACGUGGUGUUUCACCCAGAGAGAGUCCGGAAGAGCAGCACCACUGUGAGAGUAUACGCUUACCCUGAGAUCUCUGUUAGCCUGCAGGAGGGCUCAGCUGGCACCUCGCAGAAGCCCAGCGUGAGCUGUGUUGUGAGGAAGGCGUUUCCCAAGCCAAGCCUUGUGUGGUACGUGGACAGAGCAAACCUGUCGGAGCAGCCUGGAGAAAUUCCUGUUGUACAAGAAGAUUUGCAAGACAGUGAAGGUUUCUAUCAGAUGAGGUCAACGCUGAUGCUGCAAGGGACCCAAGAGACACAUAAGACAUUCUCAUGUGCAUGUCUGUUUCCUUCCCUCGGGAGUGAAAUAUGGAAUAUUUCAUCGGAAGAAAUAUUUGUUUCAUUUGACAAUAAGUCUAAUGAAGCUUCACCUGAAGUUUUUCCCACCAUGGUUUCAGAAGACCUUGGUAAUUCAACACUUACAUCAGCUGUCAUGACUGCCUCAGAGCCCCAGUCAACAUCUUUGGCCUCUCUGGAUUUCACAAGUCAAGCAAACUUGGCUCCUGCUUCCAUAACACAAGGAGCACUGGCUUUUAAUGCAGAGACAAAAAGCUACACCAGCGCCGCAGCAUUAAGUGAGAGUCUGACAGCAGCACAUUUGAAUGAUUCCACCACAGAAUCUCCACAAAGCCUCAGGAAUGCCACACACUCCUCUGAGAAUACAACCCUGGCACACCAUAACUGCCGUAAUCUGUCCUACAGUGUCACAGACCAGACAAUUUCAGCUACAGGAGGGAAAGAUUUCUUUACUACCAGCAGCCUGCUCAACAGUACUGGUGCUGAGAGGAACACAAACACCAGUCACUUCCCCUGGCCAACAGUGGUGGCCGUCCUGCUCCUCUUCUGCAGUUCUCUAAUAGCUGUGGGCGUCAGGAAAUGGUGUCAGUACCAGAAAGAGAUUAUGAACAGACCUCCAUCUUUCAAGCCACCACCACCUCCAAUAAAGUAUACCUCCAUGGUGGACUCUGAUGGGACUCCCCCUUCCUGCCAUGAACUAGAAAACCUGUAACAUUGCCUACACCCCUUGUGUAGCUUGCAGAAGACCGACAGUUAAAAGGCUCUGCCUUUAGAACAGUGACUACAGGAGUUGGGUCGUAAUGACCCACAUUAAAAUUCAGAGUGCCUACAUGACAUUACUGUUGGAAGCUGAGCAUUCCUUAGGACACUUCAUCCUGUCAAUCUCUAUGUACGCAUUACGUUAACACCACUGUGAGUGCCACCUCGAGAUUACACGUGCUUAAUUUGAAUCAGGUGAUCAACUGGGAAUUUGCUGUCUUUUUAAUGGGAGCGGAUUAACACAUCACUCCUCCAGCCUGACUGAAGAGUGUUGAAGCUUCUCUUUUGCUGAGUGUACAGAGAUGACAGCUCUGCCGUAUGGACACCACGGUUACAGUGGCUUAACACAAGCUUUUUGAUACGUAUGCGAGUCGUUCUUACAAUUAUUUUUUUUAACUGUGGACUAACAUGACCAACUUAGUAUUUUCUAUCGCUGUGAAACCAACCAAAAAACAAUCAGCACCUUAUGCAGAAAGAAAAUAUCUGCAUCUCUCGGCACAGGGUUGCACACAGUGGAUCACGUGGAAGGGUUGGUGAGACGAAAGGUCGUGGUGCAGGCCUGGUGCAAGUGUCUGUGAAGAAGACUCAGUUGUCAUUGGUGAAGUCACAAAAAACAGUCAACUUUGGGCUCAUGCACAAGCCACCUUUGGGCCAGAGACUUAAGGACUGAAGUGAAUAAGGAGCCUAAAGAUAAUGGAAAAUUCUAGUCUCUUUAGAAGUGCUGUGCCUUUGAAACAAUGCUUACACUUGAGUCUGCUUUUGUGGAAUUAUAUUUUUGAUAUUCAUUAAGAAAAAAAAAAGGAAUAUAAUAAUUUU